Molecule: messenger RNA, 939 nt
Organism: Aspergillus terreus NIH2624
Lineage: Eukaryota; Fungi; Ascomycota; Eurotiomycetes; Eurotiales; Aspergillaceae
Exons: 2
Coding region: 1-939 (312 amino acids)
Biological process (GO): intracellular signal transduction
Cellular component (GO): nucleus; cytoplasm
Molecular function (GO): protein serine/threonine kinase activity
Source: RefSeq, a predicted model, not a curated record
AUGGCUGGGCACUCUUUCGCCCAUACUUUCAACUCGCGGUACUUCAUCGGCAUAAUCAGAACAUACCACGUCGGUUUCUAUCCACAAAGACCAGUCAACACCGCAGAGUCUCGGAUGUACCAGUGGAAGAUAUAUACCACCCUGAGAUCUCCAUUUGCGCAACGUUCACUUACGAUACCAGACUUGAACGACCUAAGCAUACCUGAGCUAUACCAGCGCUUCGGUAGACCGUACGAGGUUCCCAUCCGACGAGUGGAUGGAAAGCCUGGUGAACCCCACGCACUGCCGCAUGUCAUCUAUCCUAUGAAUUUGAGUAUCCCUGCCAACGAAGUGGACGACCCAGAGAUUAUCAUUUCGGACUACCGGACGUCCUUUGUUGUGUCGGAGACGCCCUCGCCGACUCUAUACACCCCAGCCCUCUACUCUCCACCAGAAGACUUCUUCAAUGACCCCAUUCAACCCACCGCAGCUGACAUAUGGACCUUAGGUAUCAUGUACGAGGUCUUGGGCGAGCGUCCACUUUUUGAAACGUUUGCCUGGGAUCGAGAAGACAUUGUCGCCGAGGUGAUUAAUACACUGGGCCGACCGCCUGUGAGAUGGUGGAACUCCUGGGCCAAACGCUCCGAAUUCUUCGAAGAGGACGGGUCGUGGGUUGCUGAGUUCCGCCGUAUCAGUACUCCCGUCUUCCGGCCUCUGCGCCAGCGUCUCUGGGAUAUGGGCCGUGGCGAGACGGAGCAGACGUGUGAGUGGGACAUUGCAGGCGGGGAACUCGGUGCGCUGGAGGACUUUCUCAGAGCUAUAUUGGCAUUUGAGCCUGCGGAUCGGCCUACAGCAGACCAACUCCCGGGGUCCGAGUAUAUGGUGAACUGGGCGUUACCUGUGUGGGAGAGGCAGAAAAGCGGAAACCGAACCCACCCUGCAGACGAGGAAAAGUAUUAG